Molecule: messenger RNA, 4344 nt
Organism: Cryptotermes secundus
Lineage: Eukaryota; Metazoa; Arthropoda; Insecta; Blattodea; Kalotermitidae
Product: cilia- and flagella-associated protein 91
Exons: 15
Coding region: 1500-3908 (802 amino acids)
Source: RefSeq, a predicted model, not a curated record
UGUUGCACUUGGGACGGUGUUUAUGUCAUAUAUCAUAUAGAGUGCAAUGGGAUGCUUAAAUAUAAUAUUGUAAAAAGUUGCACAUAAGAUUAAAAUAAGAUUUACAAUAAAACAGUACAAAAUGUUGGAAAGAGAAUGUACAGGAGAACAAAAUAAAACUUGAGUUCUGUCCCAUUUGGUACUCUUUGGUACUCUUUUAGGUAUAUCAUAUGACUUUCAUUGGCAAUUUUAAAUAAAUACUGUGAAACAUGGCAUUCUUGAUAUCUUGAAAUUAGGGAAUGGUUGAAUCACUUUGAUUUGAUGCAGAUUAUUAUAUUUUUGUUGUUUGUAAUCUGUGUGGUGAUAUUAAAAAUAAUGUUCUUAUGGCUCUUUUAUCUUGUGUUUGAAGCUUUUGUUCAUAAUUGUAUUUUAUAUCACAGUUGCCUCAGUCUGUGAACCGUAACCAUUGCAGUCCUUUAUUCUUCUGAUGAAAUAGAACUUACAUAUUUCAGUACAUUUACUACCAGUCUGCUUUUUGAUGAAGCUAUUGAACUCCUUCAUACAUGUGUUGAGGUCUUUGUCUGAUGUUUACAUAGACACUUUAUACCAUUUUCCUGAUUGAUUUCUAAAUGGUGAUUGCUAAGUCAAUAUAUGUAAAUGGAAUCUCUACAAAGCUAACUCAGAGAUAGCACUGUACAGUCUCCUGGACCUCACUUUAAUCAAAGGAACAUGGUAAAUGUAUAAACAGUAUAUAAUUUAGUUUUCUGUUUGCUUAAAUAGUACCUCAGCUUUGUUCUAGAUGUAUUCAUGAGCUCAGUGAUUCAUGGUAAUUGUGUUGAACAUUUUUAUUAUGCUUGUGAAUGUAUAUUUAAAUGAAUAAUUCCCCAUCUUAUGUACAGAUCAGAUAUUUAUUUUCAAUAUAUACGUGUAUAUAACACUACAGUUCUAAGCACCAAGAUUACAUCCGAUUCUCAUUGGAUUUUGGAGUUUCCCAUACAGGGUAAUUUCUGAUUGAAGGUUGUAGUGUGUUGUUUACCUUGAACAUCCAGCUGUGUGGUAACAAGGAUUCAAAAGUCACACCUGUGCCACCUUUAGGCAGGUAGUUGAGGUGUGGUAUUGAAAGAUUUCAUUAAUUUUCGAAACUCAUUCUCAAACUUGCUGAGAACCUGCCAUAUUACUUAUCAGAAAUCUGAAUUUAAAAGUUCAAAGUAAAUUAAUUAUUGUUGUAAUGUUUCAGGCGUUUAUCAUGUGUAUAUGUAAUGCAAAACCCUUUGUUUCCACUUACUUGGGGACUGGCCAGAAAGUUUGGAAUUGUGGAAUACAUUGAGUCAAGAGUAUAUAAGGCCACAUGUUUACUCGGUGAUUAUGCUUCUGGGAAGCCCUGUGUGCAUUGAACCCCUUCAAGAUGCUAGAGCUAUGAUCCAGAUUAUGUAUUUUCGGGAUCCCAUGACUUUCACAGAUGCAUUGCAGAGUCUUUGAAUACGCAGGCAGAAUUUGAACUGUGUCCAUUGUACACCACAAUGUUCAGUGAUGCAUAUCCCAGGUACAUGAUGGUCCUGAAACGACUGGACCACUUGCCACCAUGGUUUGACAGAAGCUGGGAUUAUCAUCAGAGAGCUGCAAAAAAGAACAUAAAGAAGCCAUUGGAUGUUGAUGGAAUGGAUAGGUAUCGCUUCUCUCAACGGCCAGUGGUUCCAUUCCUGCAACCAGCAGCAACAGCCAUGACAGUCAACAUUAUGGGAACUGAAGACGGAGAGUAUAUGCCGAGAAUACAGAACCGCAGCACGCAAACAGACUACAGAGAGUCUGAAACUCAGACAACACCCUGGGCACCUCCUGUGUUCUCCCACUGUACCCCUACUCCUGAGAUGUUGACUCUUGCCAACUUAUCAUGGGGUCAUGGUUUGCCAGCAGGGAUGCAUGAAGUGGAGGUAAUAGAACAUGCUCGCAUAAGGAGAGCUUGGGAGGAUUUUAUGCCUACGUCAGGUGAUCCGAAAUCCAUUGAGAAAAUGAGGAACAUUAUAGAUGCUAUUGAGAGUGAUGAAUGUCUCUUUCGUGAGAAGGAAAUACAGAAAAUCCAUAAUGUGCGUUUAGACCUGGCUUGUCAGCUUCUUAAGAAGUCCCAGCAUGAGGAAACUCAUAAACUGAAUAUUCGCUUGCAACGUUACUGGACAUCAAAGCAGCAGGAGAAAAACGAGAAAAUACAGAAGAUAAGGCUUGAUCAUAAGAGAGCACUGCGCAAACUGGCACUCACACACGAAGGUGUCACCAUGAAGUAUCAAGAGGGAAGCGUUGUGGAUGAGUACAGAGACCAUAAGUCUGAACUGUAUGGUCCCCAGAUGCGUUUUGGAGAACAUCCUAAGCGUCGUCAUGAGGUGAUCAAUGUGCAAAGCAGAUUUCUGACACACAUCAAAGGUCUAGAGAUCCUCGAGACAGUUCCAAAAUUGCUGCAACCAUCACUCCAUUUGACUAAACCUGCAGUCAAGAAGAAGAAUGAACUGUGUGUUCGUGAGACACGCUGGACAGAAGCCGUGCUUGAGAAACUGCACCAGGACUUGAAAAAUGUUUGUAGGAAAACAUCUGGAAAGUGUGAGCACACGGGGUUGAUAUCAAGACUCCGAAAACCAAUCCCUGUACCAGAAACUACAGACACAGAAGGUAUGCCAGAUUCAGAAGCAGAGAAGUACCAAGGAGCUGUCUUUCUGCAAAAGCAUAAACGGCAGGAGUUGAUCGAGGAGAUGAAGAGUACCACAGCAUUACAGCAAGAAGACCUGCUGCUCACCGUGCAACAACGGGAGCAUGUACAGUCUCCUCAGCGGGAACAGUUACAGAAUGAGAGAGAGGAUGAAUGGUGUGCUCGCACUUUGGCCUUGCUAGCAGAACGAGAGAGGUCCCAGCAGGAGACACCAGAAGCAGGACACAGACAAGAGGAAUGGAAACAUCAUGAACAUCAUGAAAUAUUCAUGCAAGCAGUAAAGGCGCACCAGGACACAGUGUGCACAUAUGUGGAAGAUCUGAUCCCUGAGUCCACACAGUGGGUUGCCAAGGCAGAGUUACAACAGAAUGUUAGAUACCUUGCAAAAGGAAUAGACAAGGCAGUGGAAGAGUUCCACCUGAGACAAAAUGACUUGGAGCAGGAGGAGCUUGUAGCUGACUUGAUGCAUAACUAUGUGGCGCCAGAAAGGAAGCAGAGGCAGGCCAAGUACUUGCAGAAGGCACAUGCUUCAGUAUGUGGAAACACUAAGAACCUUCCUUGUGUGAUACAGGCAGUCUCUACAGAUGCAGAGAAUAUAAGGGACAGCAAAAAGGAUGAACAGCCGAGCACAAGAGACAAGGGAGUGGAAAUGACUCAGCAGGAUUCACCAGAAGAGGAACAGCAGCAAGAGAUUCCGCUAGUUGAAGCUGCAAGGCCAACUUUAAAGGAAUCCAACAGAGGAGCAGAGGAAGAAGAAACACUGGCAGGAAGAUUCCAUGAUUCUCAUGAAGCUGGAGAGAUAUAUGGAACACAUACAGCAACUAAAAACUAUGGAGAAGCCUUGGAAACACUUGGAGGCAUUUUCAGUAUUUCUGAAAAUGUUCAUGAAGAUGAUGAUUAUUCAUUGCAAGGACCUGAAGAUCCAUCUAUGAAAGAUGAAGACAAAAAACUGAAGCUUCCAGUGAAUAUAUACACUGUAAGCUUGAAACAGCCUGACAAUGAGACUGAGGAUACAAGUUUGCAGCAUCCAAGGUCAAAGCCUAACACUGGAUUCAGAGAACAUGAUACUGGUAACAAAGAUGAGAGCAGUCAGCAUACAAAGUCAAACACUAGAAGUGGAUUCUGGGAACAGGAUAAGGAUGAGAGUAUUGAGCAUCCAAAAUCAAAGCCUAAAAUUGCAUUAAGAAAAUCUGACAUUGGCAAAAAAGGUAACAGCACUCAGCAUACAAAAUGAAAAACUCAAAAUUAGAUUUAGAGCACCUGAAGAUAAUACCAAAGGGACAUCAUAGCAUUUAAGAAUAAAACCUAAAAUUGGUUUCAAGGACUGACAAUUAUAAUUACAGUAAACAUUAUAUAUAUAUAUAUGUGUGGAAGUACAUGUGCUAACUUGUAAAGAAAUACACUAACCAGUUAAAUGAGUGUGUCACUGAAAAUGGGAAAAAGUCAGCCCAUGAAUUAGAUGAAGGUACUUGGAACAGAUCUGGCAUGUUUAUAUUGAAAGUGUUGAAUAAAAAUAAUUUUGAAAGAAACAUAUUUAUAUAUAAGUUCACAAAAAAUGAUUAAACAACAUAUAUAGAGGGACAAAUCACAUCAGUAACAUUAUUCUUGUUGAGAAUUCAUAUAACAAUAUAGUGAAGAAUAAAUAUUUGUGUUUAGUUAGAGUCCUCACC